UCUGGUGAGGGCUGCUUUUCCUCCUGUGUAAAACCUUUGGCAUGUCUGUUUCCCUGUAAGAAAAACUGGAAUUUCUGCAUGUAAACCACUUUCUAACAGAAGGAAAGCAAAAGGCAAGCAGCCCUAAAUAGGGAGACCAAAAUAUCCAUACAGCUUUAGCCUGUCAUACGUUUGGAAGGGAUGAAACUGGCUGAGAGGCAUUUGUAAAGAACAGGGGGGGAAGCUGUAACAUCUCUUUGUGCAGAACACAACGGAACAUGGAAUUCACUUAUCUUCUUCUGUGGAAUAUGUAAAUUUGUGGUUUACCAGCCAAGGAAUACAGGUAAAAUAUGGAAAAACAACGAGAAAUAUCAUUGCCUGACACGUGUUUGCACUUUAAAGAUCCGGACCUGCAUCAUUUGAUAUCGGCAAAAGGCACUGUGAUUAUGAUGUAUUGAACACCUCUGUGUUUGCAUGAGUGACUGUAACGGAGGCAGGAGAAAAAUGUGCUAAGGACCAAAUUACAGUGGACCUUAGGAAAUGUUCCUUACAAACCACAGCAGAUGGCAUGGAACACUUGGGGAACUGUUGGCAUUUUCAGGGCCAUAAUUCUGGAUUUUAUCCCUGUGGAUCUGAAAGAGACCAAUGUUGGAAAAAAGUUACUCCCUUUUCUUCCUCCAUAUUAUCUCUCUGCAAAACUCAGGUUUAAACAUGGAUUUGCAUGAUAAUCAAAACUUUGUAAAUUUCACCAAGAGCUCCUUAAUCGAAAUAAACCACGACAGAAGAUUCUACAGGAGCGAUAUGUUAGCAACAGGAGUUAAUACUUCGGAAAUUUUAAACUGGACCAUGGCUUCAGAAAACCUAACUCAUCUCACUACUGAAGGAAGCAAAUUUUCUUUGGAAAAGAACUGGCCGGCUCUUUUAACGGUCACUGUUAUACUGGUUACCAUUGCUGGGAAUAUUCUUGUCAUAAUGGCAGUGUCUCUGGAGAAAAAGCUACAAAAUGCCACCAAUUACUUUCUCAUGUCCCUUGCUAUAGCUGAUAUGCUUCUGGGCUUUCUAGUCAUGCCUGUUUCUAUGUUGAACAUUCUGAAUGAUUAUGAAUGGCCUUUACACCGAAAGCUUUGCCCUGUGUGGAUUUAUUUGGAUGUACUCUUCUCUACUGCCUCUAUCAUGCAUCUCUGCGCUAUAUCUCUGGACCGGUACAUUGCAAUAAGAAAUCCAAUCCAUCACAGUCGCUUUAACUCAAGGACCAAGGCUUUAGCCAAGAUAAUAGCUGUAUGGACCAUUUCUGUGGGUAUUUCCAUGCCGGUGCCUGUGUUUGGCUUACAAGAUGACAGUAAAGUGUUUGAUCAAGAAAACUGUUCCUUGUCAGAUGAAAAUUUCAUUAUCAUUGGAUCCUUUGUGGCAUUUUUUAUACCUUUAAUCAUCAUGGUGAUCACAUACUUUUUAACAAUAAAAUCACUCCAGAAAGAAGCUACUCUGUGUAUUAACAAUCUUGGAGCUAAAAGCAAACUGGCUUUGUUUAGCUUCCUUCCUCAAAGCUCAAUCUCCUCAGAAAAAUUAUUCCAGCGUUCCUUGCAAAAGGAACUUGCUCCUUAUGGGAGAAAAACUAUGCAGUCUAUUAGUAAUGAACAAAAAGCUUCUAAAGUCCUUGGAAUUGUCUUUUUCCUUUUUGUCAUUAUGUGGUGUCCAUUUUUCAUCACUAACGUGAUGGCCGUGUUUUGCAAGGAAUCUUGCAAUGAACAUGUCAUUGGUGAACUGCUGAAGGUUUUCGUUUGGAUUGGCUACCUGUCUUCAGCAGUUAAUCCACUGGUUUAUACACUCUUCAACCAAACUUACCGCUCUGCAUUUUCACGGUACAUUCAGUGUCGCUACAGGGAAGAAAAGAAGCCUUUACAGUUGAUCUUAGUGAACACCAUCCCGGCAUUGGCAUACAACUCAAGUCAGCUCCAGCUUGCACAAAUGAAAAGCUUAAAGAAAGAAGGCAAAAUGAAGACUAAUGACUAUUCUUUGGUGACUAUUGGAUUACAACCUUUAGAUAGAGCAUCUAAGACUGGUGUGGCACCACUAAAUGAAAAUGUUAGCUGUUUGUGACUGUGGCACAUGUAAAAAAAACAACAAUUAUGUUACAUACACUGAAAGAGCAAUGGUCAGGGAGUGUAAGAAAAACUGUUUUAAAAAAGAAGUUUGCGUAAUAAGAGACAUCUAAUAUAUAAGCAUACUCAUUUGUUUUUUACGGAAAACAGGGUACAGAUUGAUGUAAAUAUAGAAAACAGCACUAUCCUCAGUGAUAUAUUUAUUUUAAAACAGACUGCAAACAAGCCAGUCAUGCUGAUGUUAUGGUUAAGGCAUUUAGCUGUCUUACUACAAAACACUCACUGUUUUACUCUCAACAAGCACUUUAAAAGGAACGCAUAAACACGAUUGGUGCUGGAAGGAAGAAAUCCAUGCCCAUGCUGAGAUGAGAACAUUUCUGAAGCAAUGGGAGGUGUUUCUGGGCCCGGCAGUGCAGGACCGCUGUCUUAGAAAAAUGUAGAUUAGAGGCAACUAGAGUACCUCAAUAAUCCACAUUUAGGUAUGCCACUUCUAAGGGACAUUAUAAUUAUCAGGAAUUUUAAAAACAUUUAACAAAAAAGGUACCCAGAACUUAAAGGUAAUAAAAUGUUAUUGCUUUGUAAAAGAAAACUCAGUUUGACAGUAUAAAAUGGGUCUGAGUUAAAGGGGAACUCUGCUUCUGAACCAAAAUAUGUUAAGGAGCUCCACACAAUACAGCAUACUAGUAUAGUUUUCAUUGUAAUCUGUUUCUUCAAAAAUGAUUAAUAAAUACCAUUCUUAUUAGCUGAAAUCCAGCUGCAAAACAGUUCUUCCCUUUCUGCAUCAUUUAAAAUCCUGGCAGGGGAGAAGGGACUUAAACACUGAUGUUUGCCCUGUGAUUUCACGUGUGCAUGGAAAUGUGGAAUUUGGAGGAUGCAGGCUGAGGACAGUCGACUACUGUUAAAUAGUCUCAAAGUAGUCAGCCAGGCUUAGG
Messenger RNA from Xenopus tropicalis (tropical clawed frog), 3010 nucleotides. It is a transcript of the gene htr2a, whose product is annotated as 5-hydroxytryptamine (serotonin) receptor 2A, G protein-coupled. NCBI's taxonomy places the organism in Eukaryota, Metazoa, Chordata, Amphibia, Anura, Pipidae. Gene Ontology annotation, molecular function: G protein-coupled receptor activity; G protein-coupled serotonin receptor activity. The record is from RefSeq and is a predicted model, not a curated record. The transcript has 4 exons. Gene Ontology annotation, biological process: G protein-coupled receptor signaling pathway; signal transduction. Gene Ontology annotation, cellular component: caveola; axon; presynapse. Bases 625 to 2076 code for a protein of 483 amino acids.